This is a messenger RNA of Rhineura floridana, 3771 nucleotides long. RefSeq names its product diacylglycerol kinase iota (gene DGKI). The record is from RefSeq and is a predicted model, not a curated record. The coding region runs from base 131 to 2614 and encodes 827 amino acids. The transcript has 30 exons. Lineage: Eukaryota; Metazoa; Chordata; Lepidosauria; Squamata; Rhineuridae. Gene Ontology annotation, biological process: lipid phosphorylation; intracellular signal transduction; diacylglycerol metabolic process. Gene Ontology annotation, cellular component: nucleus. Gene Ontology annotation, molecular function: ATP-dependent diacylglycerol kinase activity; protein binding.
UGACAGCAAAUUUGCUGUAUCAAGCCCUUUGGAUGGCUGGAAAGCAAUCUCCAGGUCUGGCCUUCAGCAUUUGGCUCCUGUUCAAAACCUCAAUGUUGCCAUCACCAACGGCCCAGUGAAGGAGCUGAGAAUGGCACUAGAAUGGAGUGGGUUUCAGCAAAAAUUCUCCUUUCACAGUAAAGAGAUUGUGGCGAUCAGCUGUUCCUGGUGCAAGCAGGCGUUUCACAAUAAAGUCACCUGCUUCAUGCUGCAGCACAUUGAAGAGCCAUGCUCCCUAGGGGCUCAUGCAGCUGUCAUUGUACCUCCUACCUGGAUCAUUAAGGUGAAGAAACCUCAGAUGGUCUCCACAUUAGGAGACGAACCUGAUUGGGCGGGAGACUGGAGCCCCGGAAGGAAAACGGGCGUCUCCUACCUGAAUUGGGAGGGUUGGCAGAAUUCGCUGAAAAAUUCGACCAGGCGGAAGAAGAGGACAUCUUUUAAAAGGAAAGCCAGCAAAAGGGGCAAUGAGGAAAACAAAGGCCGGCCUUUUGUGAUAAAACCCAUCUCUUCCCCUCUCAUGAAACCCUUGCUCGUAUUUGUGAAUCCAAAAAGUGGAGGGAAUCAGGGUACUAAGGUUCUCCAGAUGUUCAUGUGGUACUUGAAUCCACGUCAGGUCUUUGAUCUCUCUCAGGAAGGACCAAAAGAUGCGCUUGAAUUGUACAGAAAAAUGCCAAAUCUUCGAAUCCUGGCCUGCGGUGGGGAUGGAACCGUAGGCUGGAUCCUCUCCAUCCUGGAUGAAUUGCAGCUGAAUCCCCAACCUCCUGUCGCUGUGCUUCCACUUGGCACUGGGAAUGACCUUGCUCGCACCCUCAACUGGGGAGGGGGUUACACAGAUGAACCUGUUGCAAAAAUUCUCUGCCAUGUAGAAGAUGGAACAAUUGUCCAACUGGACCGCUGGAACCUCCAGGUGGAGAGAAAUCCUGAUUUGCCCCAAGAUGAACGAGAAGAUGGAGCACGGAAGCUUCCCCUCAGUGUUUUCAAUAAUUACUUCAGCCUGGGAUUUGAUGCUCAUGUUACACUGGAAUUCCAUGAAUCUAGAGAAGCAAAUCCUGAAAAAUUCAACAGCCGCUUUCGAAAUAAAAUGUUUUAUGCUGGGGCAGCCUUUUCAGACUUCCUCCAGAGAAGCUCCAGAGAUUUAUCUAAGCAUGUGAAAGUUGUGUGUGACGGCACAGACCUGACCCCAAAGAUUCAGGAGCUGAAAUUCCAAUGUAUAGUGUUUUUAAACAUACCUAGGUAUUGUGCUGGCACAAUGCCCUGGGGGAAUCCAGGAGACCACAGAGAAUUUGAACCUCAGCGGCAUGACGAUGGUUACAUUGAGGUCAUCGGGUUCACCAUGGCCUCCUUGGCUGCUCUUCAAGUGGGAGGUCAUGGAGAAAGAUUGCACCAGUGCCGGGAAGUGACGUUGUUGACAUACAAGUCCAUCCCCAUGCAAGUGGACGGGGAGCCAUGCCGGCUGGCUCCCUCACUCAUCCGAAUCUCCCUGAGAAAUCAGGCCAAUAUGGUGCAGAAGAGCAAGAGGAGGACAUCCAUGCCUUUGCUCAAUGAUCCCCAUGCGGUUCCGGAGCGCCUGCGGAUCAGAGUGAACAGAAUUAGUUUACAAGAUUACGAGGGACUGCAUUAUGACAAGGAAAAGCUCCGGGAAGCUUCUAUUCCUCUGGGAAUGAUAGUUGUCCGAGGAGACUGUGACUUGGAGACUUGUCGCAUGUAUGUGGAUCGUCUAGAGGAGGAUUUGCAAUCAGUAACUUCAGCUACACAGAGAGUCCACUACCAGGAUCAGGAAAGUUCUUUCCCAAGAGCAUUGUCUGUUCAGAGACUUUCCCCUAGAUGGUGCUUCCUAGAUGCAACUUCUGCCGAUCGCUUUUACUGUAUCGACAGAUCUCAGGAACAUUUGCACUUUGUGACAGAAAUCUCGCAGGACGAGAUUUUUAUCCUGGACCCGGAGCUUGUGGCAACACAGUCAGCAGGGACGCCUCCUGGGAUGCCUGAUCUGGUAGUGGAGCAGGCCUCUGGAAUAUCAGAUCGAUGGAAUCCUGCUGUUCGAAAGCGCAUGCUGAGUGACAGCAGCCUGGGAAAGGUGUCGCCUCACUACGAGGUACCUGAAAAGCAAAAGGAGGCCAUCCAGACGCACAUGCUGCAGUCUCCAGUUUCUUCAGAAGAUCAAGCACUUUUACAGUCAGUAAUAGCUGGUGAUUUUCUAAAAUUCAUAGACUGCUGCAAAAAAGGAGCUAAUCUGUUCAUCCAGGGACCUGACCACUGUUCCUUGCUUCAUCAUGCAGCCAAGACUGGCCAUGGUGAGAUUGUGAAGUACAUCCUAGACCACGGUCCUUCUGAGUUACUGGAUAUGACAGAUAGUGAAACGGGUGAGACGGCACUGCACAAGGCAGCCUGCCAGCGCCACCGUGGCAUCUGCCAGUUAUUGGUGGAGGCUGGAGCAUCAUUGAGGAAAAUGGACUCCAAGGGUACGACACCUCGAGAUAGGGCCCAGAAGGCUGGGGAUCCAGAUCUAGCUUCGUAUUUGGAGAGUCGCCAAAACUACCAAGCAGUUCCCCACGAGGACCUAGAGACUGCAGUGUGAUAUUUGUGGUGUGUGUGAGAACACCGUAGGAGAUCACGAGGCUGCACCUGAAGCACUCUCGGGUGUCGUGUGAGGAAGGAGCUAAUGGAAUCAAUGCAUCUCUCGCUCUCAUGCAAAAUACCUGAGAAGAUGCCACCCAUUUCUAAGGGCUACAGAGACUUGCCACGGAACUCUCAUGUUCCCAGAUGUUAGCCAGCGGAGUUAAAGGAGGAGACUCAAAGGUCUGUGGAAUCCAUGGGCCAAGGAAAUUUACUGUUACUGCUGUCACAAGUAGCAUGAACAUCUUCUGUGUUCCUCUGUAGAAUUUAUUUGGAAAGAAAGCAAGCAAGCAGGGGAAGAAACCAAGUAACAUGCAUAUUCAUAAUCUCACCAUUUUUACCUCCUCUGCCUUGCCAUGAACAUUUUUAAUUUCUUUAACAUUGACCCAACUUUUUUCAUUCUUUAUGCUUGUUUUCUGCAUUCCUUCCUCUUCAGUCUCCACCAUUGCACCUCAGUAAACUGGUGUCUGUCUGUGUACUAAAUCUUCAUGGCUGCUGAGGAGGAAGUUUACACUUUGAGGAGAUUCCUGGGUUUCCUUGGCAAGGCCAUACUUCUAAAAAUAAGUUCUCACCUCAUUGUUCAUCAUAGAUUGCAUUGCCAGAUAAACAUUUUAAACAUAUUUCUCCUCCCAUCUCAUAUAUGCAUCAGAGAUGUCUCAGAACCAAUCACAAAAUUUAUUAUGAAUUUGAGAGUACUAAGGCUACAGUGCAAUGGUGAAUCAGGAAGAAACAAGUCAGGUUGUAGUGAUAUACUGCACUUCUCUUGGAGAAUCUUACUGAAGUUCCUAUGGUAUCCUGCAGAUUCCCUAGAUAGGUUUCUCAGGAGGAACCUCUACAGAUUUGCUUCAGAGUUUGUUUUUUGGCAAAAUCUGAUCACAAUCUAUGGAUGUGUCAAAUUCCCCCAAGAAACUGUGUUCAUCAUAGUCACUUUGGUGGCUCAUAGUCACCAAAGCUCAUCAUAGUCACUCUAGUAAGGUAUCUUGUUUCCCUCUUUACUGACACCAGAAGACUGGCUAUGCUUUGUUCUGAAUCUUGUCUGGAAUUAGCCACAUUUGGGUACUUGAGAAAGAAAUUGUAGGCUGCCAGAAAUCAAAGCAAAAUAAAUAGCCCUGUUGUGUA